UCUUCCAUUAUUCCAACCUUCGCAUCAACCUUCCCUUUCUUCUCUCUCUAACCGUGUUAUUUUCCCACAACCAAAUUCACACCCAAAAAAAGAGAAAAAAAAAUGGGUUGUGGGAAAUCCAAACACGACGUAGCUUCAGGAAACACCGUCCUCCAGAAGAAAUCCAGUGCUGAUUCCAAGGAAAAGGAGGUGCAAAACGUGGACAAAAGCAACGAGGUUAAUGUUGAGAAGGUAGGCUUAGAAGUGGAACAGAAGAACAACGAGAAGGCCAGAGAGGUCGAAGCCAAAGUUCCUGAGAUAACUAAGGUGGAAGAAAAUAAGGCAUUGGAGAAGGGCCAGGAAACUGAAGCUGAAGAGAAAAAGACAGAGGAAGUUGUUGAUGCAGAGGGGCCAAAGGAGGAGUCCCAAGCUGUCAAAGACAGGUCGUUGGAAAGGAAUGAUCAAGAACUGAAGGAUGUUGCUGAAGAGCAACAACCAACUGAACAAAACAAAGAUCAAAAUGAAAAACAAAAAGAGGAUGUGAGUUCAGUGGAAGAGACCUUGGUGAAGGAAGAAGAAAGCAAAGACACAAAUGAGGAGGCGUUAGCCAAGGAAGAAGAAAGCAAAGACACAAAAGAAGUGGUGUUGGCCAAGGAAGAAGAAACCAUAGAAACAGAACAGGAAAAGACUUUGGUCAAGUGUGAUGAAACCCAAGAAGCAAAUGUUUCAACUACAACCUCCUAAAAUGAGCAGAAAGAUUUGAAAGUUGAGGAGGAACAACAGAGAAUGAGACAACCAGAAAAGAUAAAAGGGGAUUAGAGGGUCAACACAAAUUAUUCUGGUUGCAUUGCAAGUCCAGGGUGUUUCCGGUUCAUUAGUCUAUUCCGAAGCUAAUUGAGUUGGAAAUAGCUUGGAUAUAGUGUCGUGUAUGCAUGUCUAUGGUCAUAAGCUUUUGUUCAUUGUGUUCGUCUUGCAUUGAAUUUUCCUUUCCUUGGUCUUACAAAAUUAUACUAAUACAAUUCAUAUGGGUUGCUACACUGGAAUACCAUUUUUAUCUUGUACCCAUCUCGGUGAAUUUAUAAUUUAUAAGCACUCUAUUUGUUAAA
Molecule: messenger RNA, 1085 nt
Organism: Cajanus cajan (pigeon pea)
Lineage: Eukaryota; Viridiplantae; Streptophyta; Magnoliopsida; Fabales; Fabaceae
Product: kinase-like protein
Source: RefSeq, a predicted model, not a curated record